Molecule: messenger RNA, 1055 nt
Organism: Ooceraea biroi (clonal raider ant)
Lineage: Eukaryota; Metazoa; Arthropoda; Insecta; Hymenoptera; Formicidae
Product: U6 snRNA-associated Sm-like protein LSm4
Biological process (GO): nuclear-transcribed mRNA catabolic process; mRNA splicing, via spliceosome
Molecular function (GO): RNA binding
Source: RefSeq, a predicted model, not a curated record
AGUUGGCGCGAGCGAGCGACGUUUGAACGUCGAGCAUUGCCUCUAAUUACCUCGAGAGCAUGCCGGCGUUACUCCUAACCUGUAUUGGGAGUCCGUUUACCUGCGCGAAGGUGCAUUCCAAUCGUUCGUAAACAAUGUUACCCCUGACUCUGCUGAAAACGGCGCAGAACCAUCCCAUGCUGGUGGAACUGAAGAAUGGGGAGACUUACAACGGUCACUUGGUUAGCUGCGAUAACUGGAUGAACAUAAACCUCAGGGAGGUUAUAUGCACUUCAAGGGAUGGCGAUAAAUUCUGGAAGAUGCCAGAGUGCUACGUAAGAGGCAGUACGAUAAAGUAUCUGAGAAUACCUGACGAAGUGAUAGACAUGGUGAAGGAGGAUAUACAGAUGAAAUCCCGGGGACGCGGCGAGAUGAAAGGACGGGGCCAGGGCCAGAGGGGACGAGGCGGUGGAAGAGGUACUUUCGGCAGGGGAGGAAGAGGUCCAGCACCGUUGGGACGCGGUGGUGGCACGCAAGUCGGGAACAAAGCACAGAAUAAACCAAGGCCUAAAUAAAACCAAAUACUAUUUUUAUUUCAUCGUUUCAUCCCGUGCGAUUACCUCGAUUACUGGCACUCUCAGCGAGUUUCAUUCUUGAUUUAUAUAAUCCUGUAUGUGGAAGUAUCUUGUACCUGAGAGUUCGAUUUAGGAUUUAGGAAUUACAAAAGCAUGUAAUGCUGAAUAACAUUGAUUUGAUGGUACAAUUGUACGCUGCAUUAGCUACGUAGAAUCAAACAUGAUUGCAUGUUGCACAUUUACAUAUUUUUCUUGUAUUGCACAUUUAAAAAUCUGCGAAUACCUUCUUUUGUAAUUCCCUUCUACAAACUGCAGUAAUUAGAGAUCACGAAAGCAUGUUUUGAAUUAUUUGUGAUAAUAGGAUUUAGGAAAAAGAGGAGAGAGGCAAAGUAAAAGCGCCCGUUUCACAAUGAAUUUGAAAAAAGGAACAAUAAAUUGUUUACAGAAUAAGUUCAAUUGAUCGACUUUUUGCUGUUCUUUAAAUAAAAAUUAUUAAUUUAA